Daphnia carinata is the source of this 2754-nucleotide messenger RNA. RefSeq names its product heme transporter FLVCR2-like. Lineage: Eukaryota; Metazoa; Arthropoda; Branchiopoda; Diplostraca; Daphniidae. Gene Ontology annotation, biological process: transmembrane transport; heme export. Gene Ontology annotation, cellular component: membrane. The record is from RefSeq and is a predicted model, not a curated record. Gene Ontology annotation, molecular function: heme binding; heme transmembrane transporter activity. The transcript has 13 exons. The coding region runs from base 808 to 2235 and encodes 475 amino acids.
AAACUGGCAAUGAUUAGCUGAACAAGGGAAGCAGACGUAAAGGAUGUAUGGCCUUCAUAACAUCCUGCCAGUCGAUUGAUAACAUGUGAAAUUAUUGCGGGGGUAUUGUGUCGCAUAAUAAAUAUUACAAUGACUGAAUCGAAUAAAGAACGCAGUCAUGCAGUGUAUAUUAGCCUUUUUGCUCACUUGAUACACUAGUCAGUAGAUUCCCAAGUCACAAAGCAUCAGCAUCCGUUAUUUAACGCCGAGAGGAAAUCGUAUAUAGCCGUGCAUGGAUAGGAGAGCGUGUGGUCCAUUCCCCCCAUCGCGCCACGUGAACAGCAGUUUUCUCAGUAUCGAAUGCGAGACGAGACGAGAUACGCGAACCUUAGUUAUAUGAAGGCUGGCUAAACGCUGUAACCAGAGAACUAUCCAGUUCUAAGAUUACUUGGGUUAAAAAACCACAGCUGAAAGCCUCCAUUUGUGAUUCGUUUCUUUUGCUUUGUGUGUUCGUCGUCUCAGGAGGUUGGCCCUAUUAUCGUCUUCCAACUUCACAAAGUGCAGUGCCUUCUUUUACCACUUUUCGUUCAGAAAACGAGAUACCAUUUGGAAAAUUCCUUUUACAUACCUCGAUAUUCAUGGCUGACAACAUAACUGCAUCAAAUUGCAUGCUGUAUUCGUCCUAGGAUCGGGCGCUUGGCACACGUUACGCACAUUUUAAUAGACACAAGUGGAGGCCAGUAAACCCUUCGUGAAAGUAUCGACUCAAAAGCAGUGGCAAUACAAAAGGAUCAUUUGAUUUGCAUAGUUCUCGAAGUCAAACACGCCAUGACGAGCUAUCAAGUUGUUCCAACCGUUCAACCUGUUUCAGCUGGACCUAGCAAAACAGACGUGUCAGAAGAGACCCAGAAAUUAAAUGGCGAUGGCGCACGCGAAGACCUUUUUUUAUCCCCACUGCCGCCGCAAACGAAAGUGUACCGACGCCGAUGGCUAAUGCUUGUCAUAUUCAUACUGGUUUCCAUGUCAAGUGCCUUCCAGUGGAUCCAGUUCUCCAUCAUCACCAAUUUGAUUAUGAAAUAUUACAACGUUGAUUCAACUACCGUUGAUUGGACUUCCCUUGUUUAUAUGGUCACUUACAUUCCGCUCAUUUUUCCUGGAGCCUGGAUUAUGGACAAAGUGGGAUUGCGCGUGACGCUUCUAAUGGGAGCUUUUGGAACGGCUUUGGGAUCGUGGAUCAAAGUAUUAGGUGCGGCUCCCGACCUUUUCUACGUGGCUCUCAUUGGCCAAACAAUUACAGCCAUGUCUCAGGUUUUUAUUCUAGGUGUCCCACCAAAUGUCGCAGCCGUCUGGUUCGGAGCCGAACAAGUUUCUUCGGCUUGCUCUAUCGGCGUCUUUGGGAAUCAGCUAGGUGUCGCUUUAGGAUUUUUCUUGCCACCAAUGAUGGUACAAGAUCACGAAAAUGCCGAAGACAUCGGUGCUGAUUUGAAACGCAUGUUUUACAUUGUGGCAGGCAUCUGCACAGCCUUUUUUCUGCUUGUGCUCGCCGCUUUUCAAGCCAAACCGCCUCUUCCACCGAACGCCGCACGCGCUGCACCUCAAUCCGCCGAGCCAGUGACGUAUUACCAGUCAAUCAAAACGAUCGUAACCAAUCGCAAUUACAUCUUACUCUUGAUUACGUACGGCAUCAACGCUGGUGUUUUUUACGCCAUGUCUACCUUACUGAACCAGACUGUGCUCAAACAUUUCCCGGGCGAAGAAGAAAACGCUGGUCGAAUUGGCCUGACAAUCGUCGUGUGCGGCAUGUUUGGUUCAGUGGUAUGUGGUAUUAUUUUGGAUAAGACGCACAAAUUCAGGGAAACUACCCUCGUGGUGUACGGAUUAGCAGUGGCCGGAAUAGUUGCCUAUACCUUUACCUUCGAGCUUCAGUACAUUGUCGUAACGUUCGUCACAGCUGGAGCCGUUGGGUUCUUUAUGACAGGAUAUCUUCCUGUCGGAUUCGAAUUUGCAGCUGAAUUAACAUACCCCGAACCAGAAGUGACUUCAUCCGGUUUGCUCAACGCGUCCGCACAAGUGUUCGGCAUUGUCUUCACAAUCAUGGGUGGUUGGCUUUUAAACAGCUACGGCGAUCUUGUUUGCAACGGGAUAUUAUCAGCAGCGUUGUUCAUUGGGGCCGUUUUGUCGUUCUUUAUUCGUUCGGAUCUCAGACGCCAACGAGCAAACCAAAUGGAAGCCUUACGAUUAAACGGGCCAGCUUAAAAGAGCCAAUUUAAGCCGCACAAGUUGUUGGGUUUUAUUGUUAACACGUUCAUUUGCUUAGCGUGUGUAGUUAGGUAUUAAUUUUUUACGUGUAACGCGUGUUCAUUUUCAAAAUGUGAUGCUUUUACUUCAGUGUGACUGGCUGCUGAGGCGAAAGGUGAUUGCCUCUUAUGCCUUUAUCGUUCGAUGCUAAUGUGUUUGGCAGUGUUGUAGUGCUGUCGUAGAAAUGCAGAAAGGACUGUCUUCCGUACAAAACAGGGAAUGCAAAGUUCAUACAUAUUUAGCUUUAUUAUAUAUAUAUAGUAUUACGUCAUUUCGGGAACCUCCGAAACCUUUUUUUAAUAUUACAACCCAUUAAAAUGACCAAAUUAGGAUCAAACUUUUGCAGUAUACAAUUGAUUCAAAUGUUAUGAACCUGUUAGAAGCUAAAACAACAAUCUGCUUUAACACUGUAAGCCUGCCCAUUGUAAAACUUUGCUUAAUGAAAUAAAACAAAUACAUCAAAAUUUGAAACUGGAA